Drosophila montana is the source of this 8635-nucleotide messenger RNA. RefSeq lists its product as uncharacterized. The coding region runs from base 1069 to 7194 and encodes 2041 amino acids. Gene Ontology annotation, molecular function: protein binding. The record is from RefSeq and is a predicted model, not a curated record. The transcript is spliced from 20 exons. NCBI's taxonomy places the organism in Eukaryota, Metazoa, Arthropoda, Insecta, Diptera, Drosophilidae.
CAUCAGUUCCAGCAUCAACGCCACGGCGCACGGAGCCAGCUCGACUCGCAGGACACGCAGCAGCAACGCACACACACACAGCGUACGCAGAGCCAGAUGCAGAGGCAGUGGCUGAGGCAGACGCCUGGCGCAGAGGCCCAAAGUGAUUUUCACAACCAAACGAUUUUCUAAUUUUCCACGAGACAAUUAAAAACGCAUUAGCCAAAUGGAGUUGCCACCGUCUAGCUGAGACUAUUAACUGCCACAUUUUGGCCAAAAAAAUAUAUAAAAAAUAACACACACGCACACAAAAAUCUAAACGUGAUUUUCCACAGUGCGUUGGCUGUUUUCUCUCCCCUCAAAUAUCGAUUGCUGCUGCCUUGCAUAAGUCCAGAGUUGGGUAUACAAACGCAGUAACUCAGCGCGUCUGAAAGGUGUAAAAAAAAAAAAUACAAAUAAUAAAAAAAAAACCAAAUAAAAACAACAAAAGAUUGGAACACGAGAUGCUGCAACGCCCAGAACACAAGAACGCACACGAAUGCACAAGAACAACGAUGGCAACUUGUCGAAAUUAAGUUUUAAUUGUACAUAUUGAAGCCAGCAGCGGGGCAAUGGCGAUGAUGAUGUUGAUGCUGCAGCAACAACAGCAACUGAGGCAGCGCCAAAUGCGGACAAAGUGAAUUUUAAACAAUUGACAGCAGCAACAGCAACACGAGUAUCAACAACAGCAGCAGCAACAACAACAAAUGAGGCAGCUCCAAUUGCAAGCAAAGUAAAUUGUAAUCAAUUGACAGCAGCAACAGCAACAGCAUCAACAACAGCAGCAACAACAGCAGCAACAACUAAAGCAGCAACAACAACAAGAGCAUUAACUACAACAACAGCAGCAACAACAGCAACAACAUCAACAAUAGCAACAAGAACAACAUCAGCAGCAACAACAAUAACAAGAGCAGCAGCAGCAACAUCAGCAACAACGAAAAUUUUAUAUAUAGCCUCAGCAGAUUUCGAGCAAAGGUACCUCGCAGUGUGUGUGUGUGUGUGUGCGUGUGUGUGUGUGUGUUUGCUAACAUUUAUUUUUGGGCCAAAAUGGAUAUCGCCCUCCGUGGCACAGCAUCAACGACUGGCACUGGCUCGGCCACAGGCACUGGUUUACAUCAUGCCGUCUCAUUGGGCAACAUUGGGGUCUCCACGAAGGCCACCUAUUCCAGCCACAUGGAUCGCAACUACGACUCUGAGGAUGAGCACACGGGUCGUCGACGUUUGCGUCAAACUCAUUCCACCGAAUUGCAGCCUCGCACCUCCGUCUAUUCGCGCGGGGACAUAAGAGAACAGUACUGCCUUACAGAUCGUCAGCUGCACAGCAUUGAGCAGCGUCCGCGUCGGGAGCGUUUCUUCGGCUGCCUGUCGCGCCGAGGCCAGACACAGACGGGCAGCUUUCUGGGGGGCUGUGUGGGUCGACGUGUGCCCUCCGACGAGAAUCUGGCCGCCUAUGCGCCCUUCGAGAAGUAUCCGCGCUAUCAAAACAACUAUACGGACACACACGAAUUGGAUAGUUCCUAUUUUCGCCGGCAACCGGCAUCGAUUUUGAGCACCGGCAAGUCCAGUGAACCGGAUUUGGGUGGUCGGUACAGCUGGAUAGGUCAAUCGGCACAGAUGAACAACAACAGCGAUUAUCAAACGGAAACAAGGGCAACUUGUUGUACAGCACCACUUGAAUCCUUUUACCAGGAUGUUUUGCUACGGAAUUAUUAUGUCGAGCUAUGCGCUCCACCACAUCCUACACCACCAACAUCACACACCACCAAUCAAAUCGCUAAUGUAAAUGUUUGCUCGUAUCACUGCCCCACAUAUGCCACGAUGCCCAUGCCACAGCAGCAGCUGCAACAACAGUCUGGCAACCCCAGAACUAAGCACGUAAGCUUCGCCCGAUCUCAUACCCUGACCAGCUUCGACGCCGUCAAUGCGGGCUUUCGCUCUUCGGAACGCUUGAAAAGCGCUCGCAGUCAGGAGCGUUUGAUUGGUGGCAAGAAGCCUAUCAUUGCAACGGGCUCCAUGUACGAGACUCUGCAGCCCAUGCUACCCCAUCAGCAGCAACCACAGCAGCAGCAGCAGCAACAACAACAACAACAGCAGAGCUCGACGCUGCCGAAGACCUGGCUGCCAGCUCCAGUUCAGCUGCAGCCAUGUCAGCAUCACCAUGCUCCCAUUCACUUGCAUCAGCAGUUACCAGACAACAUGGUGGGCCUGAUUAUACCGCAGCCGCUGCCUCUGGCUCUGCCGCCUCCCAGUCCCGAGGUGCUCAUUAUCGAGAAGAAGUUCCGCAGUGCAAUGAAGACGCAGGCAACCCAAACGGAGGUGGCGGCUCGUCGCGAGGGCCUCUCCAAUUCCCAGCUGCUGGCCAUGAGUCCACGUGCUCCUCAUUGCAUCAAGGUCAUGUCGCAGGGCGCCCAGACGAACGGCCUGCAGAAUGGCAAAAAGCUAACGAAGAGUCUGUCGGAGAUACCCAAUGGCAAGGAUCUGAUGCAUCAGCAUUAUCAGGGUUCGGCCUAUCCUCACGACUUGAUAUAUCGCACCCAAUCACAAGAUGUGGUCCCACUGCAAACAAUCUCCGAUGCACAGAACAACAUCAUGUACUAUAAGCCGCCGCCGCCGCUGCUGGACGCGCAUAGCUACGGUCUUGGCAUGGAGCAUCUGAGUCGGGGCCGGGUCGAGCAGAAUGUGGAGUACGUAAAUGUGAAUGCAGCUGCGCUGGCGCUGAACGAGAGCUUCGACUACGAGAGCAACAGCUUGCCACGACGGGCGUGCACCUCGCACGUCCGCACCGAGACGGAUUACUUUUCGAACAGCCUGCCCCGGCGUCCGGAUGCACUGCACAGCCACGAUGUGUGCAAACACAUCACGGAGUGCGCCGAGCUGAUGACGGACAGCGUUCCGCUGGAUUUCACGCGACCCCAUUUGCUGCCGCCGCCCAGUGAGUACUGCAAGAACGACGAUGAUCCUGUCGAGGAUUACUUCGACGAUGAGGAGGAGGAGGAAGAGGAUGUGCGAGCACAUGAAACGGAGAGCUACAGCUCAGAGGUGUGCAUGGAACAGGUCGUGGCGGCGGCGCAGAAUCGUCGCAUGUCCAUGUUACCCAUGGACGGCUCACCCUUCAGGCGGGACGAUGUACGCCGCCAGUCGAUGCCGAUCUAUGGGCAAACAGAGAAACUGAUCGAUGGCUUUGGGCCACGCAGCUCGUUUCGGCAUCGCGACAAGGUCAGUUGCUUUGCGAACGAGCCGUCGCCGCGGGACGAACAGGAGAUCUUCAUAGACUUCAAACCACAUGUCUCGCCCAAGCCGAGUCCCAAGCAGCAGGUGAAGCAUCGCAAGCAGCACAAGGCGGAGAUAGCCAUGCGCAAGAUGCAGCAGCAGCGGCUGGCACAGGCGGCCGCCCUAACGCUGCCCAAGUUGAAGCAGCCAGUCGAGGUUGAGGCUAGAAAAGUUGAGCUUGAGCCCAGCGACGAGGAGGACGACGAAGAGGAGGAGGAGGAGGAGGACGAUGAUGCCAAUGAACAGGCACAGCAGGAGCACGAGCCCGACUCGGAGCAACCGCAGGCGGACGACGAUGAUCCAAUCUAUGAGAAUAUCACGCCCUGCGCCUGCAAGCUAGAGCCAGCGGCCACCGAGCUUGUGGACAAACGGACGCAGUUCCGGAAGCGUUCGGUUAGCCUGGACGAUGACUAUGCCGCCGUGACGGCCGCCUGUCCGGCGCCCAGCUUGCGUCUGCCCUCCACGCCGGCCAGUCCCUGUCGCGAUGAGCUGCUGCUGGCCAAUGUCUCAACUUAUCCAUCCUCAGACUCGCUGGCCAACGACACCACCCGCGAUCACUCCGACGGCAUCUGGAAUGAGUCCCAGGUGACCGUGCUGACGGCCGAGCAAAGGGACAUCUCCGAUGGCUCCUACAGCUCCAAUCUGUUGCUCACGCCCUCGUCCAAGCGCAAGAAUCUGCUGCUGCAGCAUCAGCAGCGCAGCUCCGUGGACACAGAUGCUCUGGACCUUGAGGAAUUGAGUCCCACCUAUGGCCUCCAAACACUGCCCAAGAUCAUAAGGACGCCCACGCCCACAACCACAAAGCCGGCGACGGUGCCCACCCAACCGAUCCUGACGCCCGCCAUUGCCGUGACGCCCUCAAGCAAUCAGCUGCCGGACUCGAUUAGCUCCCCUCUGCCCAAGCGUAGCAUGGCAUCCAGAAGCUCUAUGCCAGAUGCCCGCCAACUGAUGUAUGUGACCGGAGUGCCCAAACAGCGCCACUCGGACGCCUCGUUUCUGCCCUCCGGCACGGAAUAUGCGCGCAGCGCCGACAUUUCCGAGUGCAGCACAAAUACAGAUGAGUAUGCGACCUGCACGGAUACCUCGAAGCGUACACCAGGUAUUAAGACACCGCCGACCACGACUAGCUCAUCGUCGACUACACAAGUGCCAGUAUCCACGCAGAGCUCACAGCUGGAGAAAACCCAUGCGGGCAGCUCAUUCGAGAGCGCAAGUUCGCUUUACUCCAUGCGCGAGGAACUGCUGCAGCAUGACGAGAAGCCGCCCGCAAAAGGCGCACAGCUGAAAUCCCCGAUGGGCUCGUCGGCUGAGCUGACCAGGAAAUCGCCCUCGCACUCCAUAAGCAGCACCACCUCAUCGGGCAGCUGUCAGGUCUCGGGCCAAGCCAUCAAAUCACCCGCCAAAGAGUGUGAGCCCCAAACAGUUGGCAGCGCCGCCAGCGGCCAGAUGAAGGUUAGCGCCGCGGAGACGGCGCCGCCGAAGCCCAAACCGGAAUCCAUAUCGGAGGAUGAGCGCAGCGAGGUGCGUUACUCCUCCUCCGGCUACUACGAAAGUCCGCAUGAUGAGGAAGACGAGGAGCAGGUCCAACCCAGCUGCAAGUCGCGUCGCCAGCGGCAUGAGGACGAGCGCAAGCGACGCAAGACCUGCAUGAAGCUGGACAUCGAGAAGGAGAACAUGCGCGCCCUCACCAGUCCCAUCAAGAAACCCAGCGGCGCCGCCAAGCAGCAGUCGCCGGAACAGCACAGCGCUGGCAUUCUCGAGGGCGGCAGUCCCAGCAAGAUGAAACGUUUCCGUCCCAAGAUACGGCGACAGCUGCGCAAGAGCUCCAGGGAGGAUGUGCUUGCUGCGGCUGCCGCUAGACGCACGCGUGCCACGCCCACCAUUUAUGGGCUGAGCAGCGUCAGCGGCGACACAGAGCUGCUGCUGGAUGCCAGCAUGACCAGCACCAUGGGAUCCAGAUCCAGCUCCGCAGCAAUAGCAGCAACAGCAGCAGCAGGCGCAACAGUAACAACAGCUUCUGCGGUUGCCACAACGACAACCACGUCGGCCUCUUCCACGGGCACUGCCACACUGCAGGAUCAGGAGGCGGCGCCACCACCCACUAUGAGAAAGCCGCAUAGCUGUGCCACGCCCACAGCGCUACUAUCGCCCAAGCUGGCGGCUGCCGUGCCCGUGCCCGUCACCAAAUCCGCCUCCGAUGCAGGUCAGCUCAAGGCGAAGUCCAUUGAAUCCUUGCGCUCCGUGUCGCCCGGCUCGGACUCGGUCUUCUACAGCGAGGCCGACGGCAAUGCGGCUAGCACGGAGCAGGGCCAUUGCCUGCACUGCGGCAAGGAGAUGGAGGGCAAGCAGCACAACAACACAGUCAGCGAACUGGCCGGCGACUCCGUCGAGUCCAUACCCUACAUCGAACAGGAGGCGGACAUUGUGAAGCCGCCCUCUGAUUUCGCCGACUCGCCGGUGACCACGAAGACCACCCAGCGGCUGUACAAGAAGAUGGAUAAACGCUUUCGCUCCGAGGAGCGAUACCAUGGCGAACGGGGCAGACACUACAAGACCAGGCAGGAGAACAUACGCGCCAAGAGCGAGGAACGUGGCCGCGCGCCUAGUCUGCCCAAUACACCCAUACUGCGACCCGCCGGCUCGAGUCCCUGCGUACUGCCCGAUAUCAAUACGGAACAGAGUCAGCAUAUCAUCUAUAAAGGUCACUACGAUGCGGGUCGCUACACGCGCCUAACCGACGAUGAUCUGUGGACGCAACUGGAUCACCAGUGCUUCGAUCGUUCCUUCGCAGAUCGUUCCCGCGAGCGUCGCGCUUCCACCGAGUCGGAGAGGGGCUUCCAUGCCAAGUAUCAGGUGAUCUUGCAUCGUCUGGUUCAGCGUCGCUGCACACUCGAAAUGUAUCAUCGCCAGAAGCACAACAACUUCCGCGUGGACAAGACGGUGGUCGUGAAGAGCGAUUCGGGUGAGUUUGGCUUUCGCAUACACGGCUCCAAGCCGGUGGUGGUGGCUGCCAUUGAGCCGGACACGCCGGCGGAGAGCUCCGGCCUGGAAGUUGGCGACAUUAUCAUAUCGGUGAAUGGCGUCCAAGUGCUGGACAAGCAUCACACGGAGGUGGUCAAGAUAGCGCACGAUGGCUGUGAGAAGCUGGAGCUGCAAGUAGCCCGCACAAUUGGCGUGCUCAUGCACCAGCAACUGGAGCCGCCCAGUCAGCCCAUCUUCAGCGGUUACCUGUGGCGGCAGAGCGGCCAGGCGAAAGGUGCUCCCAAUACCAAGAAGUGGGUGCGACGCUGGUUCUCGCUGCGCCCAGACAACUGUCUGUACUACUACAAAACGGAAGAUGAUUCUCAGCCCGUGGGUGCCAUGAUAAUGGCCAAGCAUACUGUGGACUUGUGCCCCCUUGAUAUAGGCAAGCCGUAUGCCUUUAAAGUGGACUCUGGCGAGGGCAUACCCAUGUAUGUGGCCGCUGACUCCGAGGAACUGGCCAGCAGAUGGUUAAAUUUGCUGCGCCAAGCGGCCACACAGGAUAAUCAGUGGCUGGACAAAAGUGCCCGCUGUCUGUACCAGAGCCCCGGCAACAUUGUGCGACCCGAUUGCUUUGGCCAUUUGCUCAAAUUGGGCUCAAGGUGGUGCGGCUGGUCGAAACGCUAUUGUGUACUUAAGGAUGCCUGCCUCUAUUUUUAUCAAGAUUCAAAUAGCAAAAGUGCAUUCGGCAUGGCCUGUUUGCACGGCUACAAAGUGGCCUCGAUGUCCACGAAUGCGUCCGGCAAGAAGAACUCAUUCGAGAUAAUACCACCAGAAGCGAAACUGCGUCAUUAUUAUUUUUGCACCGAAAGCGAAAUGGAUAAAAAGCGUUGGAUAUCCGCACUGGAGUACUCGAUUGAUCGGUGGAUCAAGUCCGGGUAACUAAGGUUAAAAACACGCUCCAGAUCGGCGUUCAGUAGCCGACACAAGCGUCGUAGCUUUAGCUACUUUAUGGAUUAGUUAACGUCUGCAGUUCAUAUAUUUUGGACAUUAGUACGGGUACUAGGUACUACCAACUAGCUCUUAAGCAAAAACGACAACAACAGCAACAACAAACACAAAUUAUAUAGAAAAUAGUCCAGAGUUUUUUAUAGCUACUAAGACAAGGAAUUUAGGCAGUCAAUCGUCGAAUCGGGGGCUUAAAACUAUUUUGAAGUGCGCAUACAAAUUGCAAUAUACCAUAGAGAAAUUUUGGUGUGUAUUCUUGUUAUAUAAUUAUUAUAGCUUAUGUUUAGUGAGGUUGUCUUGUUAUACACACAUUCACACACACACACACACACACACACACACACACACACACAUGCACAUACACACCAUAUAUACAUGCAUAAUGUAGCGUAUGAUAUAGUACUUAUAUAUAUAUAGUCAUAUAGCAGACCAACAUAUUGUCUAAAGUGUGUUUGAGUUGAAAACAAAAUUCGUUAGGCUUAAUCGAUUGAGAGAUAAUUAGGUAUUCAAAGGCUCAACCACAUGGCAAUUGAUAUCCAUGUUAGACGGGUAUCUAAACAGUGAGAUAAUAUUUACAAGAUUGCAGAUUAAAUUUUUGGGGAGGAAAACAAAAAACUACUCAUGACCAAUUUCACAGACAUCCAGCAGAUAAUAGGAAACUUAUCAUGAAAGGGGUACUAGAUAUAUAUAGGCUGUAUUAGAAAGGUUUAAUAUUUGAAUGUUUAGUUCCGCACUAGAUACAAAAUUAUUGCAUGUUAUAUACGGUUUUCGUCCCUACAACAAUAUGAGGAAUAUGAAAAACAAACAAGAUGGUUUAUUAGUUAGACACAAUUAUUAUUGAUAUGUAUAGCUUUUUUAUAAACAUUAAAAUCGGGGGGAGAAAGUGUAUCACAUUGUAGCUAAGCUUAGUUUUUUGAUAGAUUGAGUUUUUUGGGAUGGCCAUUAAGUUUUCGAGACACAAUAAUAAUAUGGCAAAUACUUUAUGAGUACAUUGAAUACUUCACAAUCCAGUAGUUACUUUGUCAUAUAUGCGAUAUAUGAUCUUUAAAUAUGCUGAUUUCCCUUCUUUUGUGGAUCAGUGUGUGCAUAUUGAGUGCAAUUUAUUUUGUUAGUGUUACACACACACACAUAAACACACACACGCACACACGUAUAUAUAUUUUAUAUAUUUUAAAUAGAGAUAUCCAAUUAUUGAGUGUGUGCCGAUUCAUUUAGAUAAUACUUUAUUAUAUAUAUUAUACAUGACAGCGUGACAGCCAGUUUUAUGUUAUGUGGAAAAUGUGAGCAAACCAUUAAAAAAGAAAAAACAAAUACCGAAAAAUAAAAACACUAAAUAAGAGCUUUAAUUAUUAAAUAAAGAAUAUACCAAGAACAA